Echinococcus granulosus is the source of this 288-nucleotide messenger RNA. RefSeq lists its product as hypothetical. Lineage: Eukaryota; Metazoa; Platyhelminthes; Cestoda; Cyclophyllidea; Taeniidae. The transcript has a single exon. Bases 1 to 288 code for a protein of 95 amino acids. The record is from RefSeq and is a predicted model, not a curated record.
AUGAUUAAUGAAGUAAAGUGGGGAGGCUGUCCUCCUCUUUCUCCUCCUCCACCUCCUCCUCUAUGGUUGUCUCAAUGGAAAGGUCUUCCCCACCCACACACACCCCAUGGUUACGUUCGUAUUGUUUUGCAAUUUUCCACCACUCUGAUGCAUAACUGUCAAAUUUUAGAAAUGUUUGUAAGUAAUUUAUGCUACUGUGCAAUGUUUAUUUGGCUAUUUUGUGGUUUUGUCUUUUGCUCUGGCUAUACUACUCCAAUAGAGGUGAACUUUAAAUCUCUUAAAGGUUGA